AUGCAUGUUAUUGGUGUUGCCGGUGCGUCCGGAGGUGUUGGAAAGGCGAUUGUUGAGAGGCUAGCCCGAGAGCCUAAAUACCAGGUUAUCGCUUUUUCUCGCAAGCCAUCAUCGAACCAUCUGCUACCAAAUGUCCUGUCUGUACAACUCAACUACGAGGAUGUCCCUUCAAUGACAGAGACAAUGGCGGCAUUUAACGUUCAUACAAUCAUAUCGACUAUUGUUCUGGUCUCCGACGAGACAAGUCAAGCGCAAUUGAACCUGAUUGAUGCUGCUGGAGCUUCAACAAAGACAAAAAGAUUCAUUCCGAGUGAAUUUCUCUUUAUUCAACCAGCUGCUCCUCCCUAUCCGGAUUCUGUUGUGGAUAUAUGGGUCGCUUCAAUAGCCCGAAUCAAAAUGAACUAUCUGCAAUACACCCGUAUUGUCAAUGGUCUUUUCAUGGACUAUUGGGGCAUGCCACAUAUUUCCACUUCUCUGAUUCCACACACCUUCGGAAUCAACAUCGCCAAGCGUGAAGCAGUCAUCCCCGGUGACGGAAAUAACAUAAUUUGCAUGACUCUCUUACGCGACAUGACCAACUAUCUGGUCAAACUCCUUGAUAUAGAGGAAUGGCCUGAAUUCAGUGUGUUUGUGGGAGAUGAACUCUCAUACAACCAGAUGGUAAAGAUAGCCGAAGAAAUUACAGGCACGAAAUUCAAAGUGACAUACGACAGUGUUGAGAAUCUCAACUCGGAUAAUGUUACCCUUCCACCUAUGCCUAGUGACACCACCUAUUCAGCUGAGGAGCAGAAAGCAAUAACUGCGCAGGUGGCUAAGCUCAUUGUGAAUGAUUUCAUGGACUUUCCUAAAGAUAUUAGGCUCAACGACCGCUUUCCGGAGCUGCAGCCUAUGAAGUUCAAAGAGUUCUUGAACAUGUAUUGGGCUGGCGAAAAAGCAUGA
Messenger RNA from Penicillium canescens, 939 nucleotides. RefSeq lists its product as uncharacterized. The transcript has 4 exons. NCBI's taxonomy places the organism in Eukaryota, Fungi, Ascomycota, Eurotiomycetes, Eurotiales, Aspergillaceae. The coding region runs from base 1 to 939 and encodes 312 amino acids. The record is from RefSeq and is a predicted model, not a curated record.